Molecule: messenger RNA, 822 nt
Organism: Cladophialophora psammophila CBS 110553
Lineage: Eukaryota; Fungi; Ascomycota; Eurotiomycetes; Chaetothyriales; Herpotrichiellaceae
Exons: 2
Coding region: 1-822 (273 amino acids)
Biological process (GO): regulation of DNA-templated transcription
Molecular function (GO): zinc ion binding; DNA-binding transcription factor activity, RNA polymerase II-specific
Source: RefSeq, a predicted model, not a curated record
AUGGCAAACGUCACUCCAGGUGUCGAGUACGCCGAUCGGGCCUGUAAUUCCUGCAGACAGCGCCGGGUUAAGUGUGACAAGAGACUCCCUGCCUGCUUGCGGUGUGAGAAGCUCGGCAGACCGUGCACCGGCUAUGAUCUGGAACGCAAAUUCCUGGACGAAGGCAUCAAGGUUCGAAGGAAGUAUGAUGGACAAUUUCAAUCCCCAGACUUCUCCAGGGCGGUAGUCUCGACUCCUCCCAAAGUCCCAGUAGCGCCAGUGCCUGACCAACGUAUCAAUCUUCCGCCGAUACACAACAUCCCGAGCAUUCCCCAAAUCAUUUCACCACCCAUCUCUUCCACUCCGAACCUUCCAAGCAUACAAGGAGGUUCCGAUCGGACCCCGCUCGGAAACAUACAAUUUCCCGCGUUUGGAAUACUCAACCAGCAAAGCCCCGACUUCAAUCUAUUUCCCAAUACUCCUCCGCCGCCACCACCGGCGAUCAGCGCACCACCUCCGUCGGCUCCUCCGUCCAAUUUCCAAUUCGCAGGGGCGUCUCCGCAGCUGGCCGAAUAUGGCCAGUAUACUCACCAGGAGCACCCCACAGCCAAAUUACUACAUGGCAGGCCCCAGUAUGCGCCCUCAGAUUUGGAUUCUUCAGUUAGCGAGGACUAUUUCGAUCUUGACAUUGAAACCUACUAUGCGAAGGGCAAUAAUGCCUGUGGCUUUAUUCCCGGCCUACCCGUAAUUCUGACCGACAACAACGUUCCUGAGUCUGACGAUGAUUUUUUGACGAGUGAUUUCGCCUCAAUCAGCGGCCGAUCAUCAGUCUAUGAUGGGUAA